Messenger RNA from Dendronephthya gigantea, 1757 nucleotides. RefSeq names its product RNA pseudouridylate synthase domain-containing protein 2-like. Lineage: Eukaryota; Metazoa; Cnidaria; Anthozoa; Malacalcyonacea; Nephtheidae. The transcript has 13 exons. Gene Ontology annotation, biological process: pseudouridine synthesis. The record is from RefSeq and is a predicted model, not a curated record. Gene Ontology annotation, molecular function: pseudouridine synthase activity; RNA binding. Bases 8 to 1279 code for a protein of 423 amino acids.
UCUCAAAAUGGCGGACGAUUUGAAUUUUAGGAAAAGAAAAACAGAGGAAGGAAAAGAGAAAAAUGCUAAAAAGGUACGAACUGAUUCAAAAAAGAAACCAGGUUUUGAUAAGGAAAAAUUUCAAGAGACUGAAUAUUAUAUUAAGGAUGGUUUACGUCAUGUCAAACCGUAUCCAUUUACAUUCACCACUUACUGUAAAGGACGCUGGCUUCGAAGAAAAAUUCUCGAUGUUUUAUCUCAGGAAUUCCAGGCUAAAACAAUUGAAUAUUAUAGAAAAGCUAUUCAGACAGGAAAUAUUACAGUGAAUGGUAAUCACGUAAAUGAAGAUUCAAUCCUCAAAGACAAUGAUGUUAUUUGCCACAAAGUUCAUAGGCAUGAACCUCCUGUGACAGCAGUACCUAUCCAAGUUAUCUCUGAAACAGAAGAUCUUGUCGUUGUUAACAAACCAUCAUCUAUACCUAUUCAUCCCUGUGGAAGAUAUCGGCACAACACUUUGGUAUUUUUGCUUGGAAGAGAGUUUGGCUACACUAAUUUGCAUACUAUCCACAGAAUUGACAGAUUGACUUCAGGAAUUGUCAUGUUUGCAAAGUCAAAAGAAAAAGCUCAGCAGUUAGAAAAACAACUACGAGAACAUGAACUACAAAAAGAAUAUGUUUGCAAAGUGCAAGGGGAAUUUCCAAGUGAUAAGAUCGAUUGCUGUGAGCCUAUUGGGGUCAUUUCACAUAAAAUUGGUGUGUGCCGUGUUCAUGGGGAUGGUAAAUCCUGUAGAACAGUCUUUACUAGAGAAUCAUUUGACGGAACAAAUAGUAUUGUUAAAUGUCGUCCAUCCACAGGUCGUAUGCAUCAAAUACGUGUUCACCUGCAAUGGCUGGGUUACCCAAUUAUAGAUGAUCCAAUAUACAAUCAUGAGGCCUGGGGACCAGGCAAGGGCAAGGGGGGUGUGAGUGAAGAAAUAGCUUUUAAGAUAAUUGAAUCCUUAACCACAUCAUUACAAAACAAUGAUGUUGACCUGAAUUCAAAAUCUAAUUCUGAAGAAAGUUCAGAGGAUUGUACGAAAUUGCAAGAACCAACAGUUUCAGCAGCAAGCACAAAUCAGGAGGACUGGAAGCAAACCAAGGUGCCAGGUUGUACUGAGUGUCAAAUACAGCAAUGUGAUCCUACACCAGCUGAGUUGACAAUGUGUCUUCAUGCUGCUGUAUACAAGGGUCCUGACUGGGAAUACAGAUGCCCCUGGCCUGACUGGGCAUUACCAACUGUGGAUGCACAAAAAACAAAUUGAAGUAUUGAACAUAAUUUAUUAGUUUCAUGAAAUGAAACUUUAGUAUGUAACAACCGUUGUGGGGUUAAAUAUAGAUGAUUGUGUAGGUAUUGUCUUUAUGUUGUACCAGUAUUCUAUUUUAAAAGUAAAAAUAAUUGAAACUAAAGAUCUCACAAUGCUAAUUUUAAUAUUCUUCCUUAUAAAUAAUUAUCUUAUAAAUAAUCAUAACUCAUAAAUCUGUAGUUGGUUUUGAUUUAAAUUUCUUUGAUGUCCUUUCGGCUGAUCGUACUUUAAGUUGGUUACCAUAAAGUGUACAUAAAUAUCCCUCAAUCUCGAUAGUAAACACACUGUUUGCCUUGGGCAGAGCUGAAAGAGAAACAAGGUAGAUAUAUUAAGCAUAACAUAAACAUGCACUGGAUAUGUAUGUACAUAGAGCUGAUAUAGACUUACUUUUAAUCUGAUCUUGUUUGGUGAUAAUUUUAAAUACAUUUUUUGUUUC